UCCCCAGCUGGGCCGAUGCCCAGCAGGCAGAUGGGGCCCCUGGGAGGGGAGGGACCCACCCCCUCUGCCUCCAUAAAAGGCCCCUGGGGCCCCGUCAGGAUCAGUGUCCAGUCGGUGAUCACCAUGGCGGGCCUGGCCUCUCUGCUCCUCUUGGGGGCGGCAGUGUGUGCGGCGCAGCCCCGUGGUCGGAUCCUGGGCGGCCAGGAGGCUGAGGCCCAUGCGCGGCCCUACAUGGCAUCCGUGCAGGUGGACGGCAGACACCUGUGCGGUGGCGUCCUGCUGUCUGCGCAGUGGGUGCUGAGCGCAGCGCACUGCCUGGAGGAGGCGGAGGGCAAGGUGCAGGUGCUGCUGGGCGCGCACUCCCUAUCGCAGCCCGAGCCCUCCAAGCGCCUGUACAACGUGAGUCGCGCAGUGCCCCACCCGGACAGCGGUCCCGACACCAUCGACCACGACCUCCUCCUGCUGCAGCUCCCCGAGCCGGCGGCGCUGGGCCCGGCCGUGCGCCCUCUGCCCCUGCAGAGGGAGGAUCGCGACGUGGCGCCCGGCACGCUCUGCGACGUGGCCGGCUGGGGCGUGGUCAGCCACGCCGGUCGCCGACCUGACCGCCUGCAGCACGUGCGCCUGAAGGUGGUAGACCGGGCCACCUGCAACCUGCGCCCACACCACGAUGGCGCCGUCACCAAGCAAAUGAUGUGCGCGGAGAGCAAUCGGCGCGACAGCUGCAAAGGCGAUUCCGGUGGCCCGCUUGUGUGUGGAGGCGUGGUCGAGGGCGUGGUCACCUCUGGAUCCCGAGUCUGUGGCAACUUCAAGAAGCCCGGUAUCUACACCCGCGUGGCUAGCUAUGCAGCUUGGAUCGACAGCGUGCUGCGCAAGGGCGCAGCGGCCUGAGUGGGACUCCAGGCUGUGAGCAAGAGCUCCACAAUAAACGCAUUUUGACCUGA
Heterocephalus glaber (naked mole-rat) is the source of this 941-nucleotide messenger RNA. RefSeq names its product complement factor D (gene Cfd). The record is from RefSeq and is a predicted model, not a curated record. NCBI's taxonomy places the organism in Eukaryota, Metazoa, Chordata, Mammalia, Rodentia, Bathyergidae. Gene Ontology annotation, biological process: proteolysis. Gene Ontology annotation, molecular function: serine-type endopeptidase activity.